AUCAAGAAGCGCAUAGAAUGAUUUUUCUAUACAGAUAACUUGAGGAAAGUUUUAUCGAUAGUUUUAAGAUCUACUGCAUUGAUUGUUUUGUCGCUGUAACAGCUAAUUGCAACGGAUUUAGUGUUUAAUUUUAAUUUCCCGCUUCAUCCGAUCUCAGCUCGCUGUUUUCGUCAAUAUGAUGGGGCGGGGUGGUAUUUUGAUUUGGUUUUUGGUUCUAACCGUCGCUAUUCUGAUCGCAUCUUAUAUAAAACCGUUUGACCACAGUAAGUAAAUCGGUGUCAUGAUGCGAACAAUUCUUCGAACGGUUUUCUUGCAAAGUUUUCUAACUGCAACUAGCCGUUCUCGUGUUGCAGCUUCUGGUUUAUGUGUCAAAAAUAGCAGCGUUGUCUGUAAACGCUGUACUGGUUAUUAAAUUUUGAAAAUUUAUUUUGUAGUUUCUAGAUGGUUCACGUCGGAAAAAUUGGUGAACAUAGAUGUGAAAAGGCUGAAGGAGAUGAUGAAAUCAAACGACCUUAAAUUGAUAGAUGUCCGAGAACCAGACGAGUUGGAGGAAGCCGGGAAGAUCCCUUUUGCUGUUAAUAUUCCACUCGGUGAAGUCGAGGAUGCCUUCAAACUGGACGAGAAAAGCUUCUUAGAGAAGUACAAGAUCCACAAACCGAAUGUGGCGGACAAAAAUGUAGUUUUCAGUUGUAGGAGUGGUGUCAGAAGUAUGCGCGCUCUCAAAAUCGUUCAGGAUUUGGGUUAUGAGAAGUAAGCCCUGGGUGCGGAUGUAUAUGUAUGAAUAAUUUUUAGUCCUCUCAAUCUUGUUGGCGGAUACAAUGCAUGGUCCAAAGAAAAUGCAGAAUAGGAUGUUAUUUGCUACAGUACUUCUGUUUACCAAAUACCAAAUAUGUUACAAUGUACAACAAUAAGAUCGUAAUGUAUAUUUAUUUACAGUGAAAACAGCUUGGAGUAUUUUCAGGACGUUUUUUAGUUUGCAACAUACCAUUCUAUUGUUUUUGUGAAUAUUUUGUUUUUAGUUUCUCACAAAAGAAUUGUUUUUUCUGUAUAAUUUUGUAUGUUGUUAAAAGUUGCUCUAAGGUAACAACAUUUGACUUAGCUUUUGCACUGGGAUGUGUCGUUAUUUUUACAAAAUUUCCUCAGAAACAAUUGUAAAUUUGGCAUCCAAAGAUUGGUUUUGUUUAAUCUAAUCUUUGAAUAAAUUUUAAAAAAGUUUUCAAGCUAACAGUCA
Molecule: messenger RNA, 1231 nt
Organism: Schistosoma curassoni
Lineage: Eukaryota; Metazoa; Platyhelminthes; Trematoda; Strigeidida; Schistosomatidae
Source: the annotation of a GenBank genome assembly